AUCACAGCCAUGGGGGAAGCUGGCCUGUCAUUAGAGGAGAAGUACCACCUCAUCACCAGGAACCUACAGGAAGUUCUUCAGGAGGAGAAGCUGAAGGAGGUUCUGAAGGAGCGAGAUGUGAAGGUUUACUGGGGCACGGCCACCACGGGCAAGCCUCAUGUCGCCUACUUUGUACCCAUGUCUAAGAUCGCCGACUUUCUUAAGGCAGGGUGUGAGGUGACCAUACUGUUUGCAGACCUCCAUGCAUACCUGGAUAACAUGAAGGCUCCCUGGGAGCUGCUGGCACAGAGAGUGAUAUACUAUGAGACUGCCAUUAAGGCCAUGUUACAGUCCAUCGGUGUGCCUCUGGACAAGCUCAAGUUUGUCAGAGGAACCGAUUACCAGCUCAGUAGAGAAUACACACUGGAUGUGUACAAACUGACCUCUCUUGUUACUGAGCAUGAUGCAAAGAAGGCAGGUGCAGAGGUAGUGAAGCAGGUGGACCACCCUCUGCUCAGUGGACUGCUGUACCCAGGCCUGCAGGCCUUGGAUGAGGAGUACCUGAAGGUUGAUGCCCAGUUUGGUGGUGUUGACCAAAGGAAAAUCUUCACCUUUGCAGAGAAGUACCUACCAUCACUAGGCUACACUAAGAGAAUCCAUCUGAUGAACCCCAUGGUACCAGGCCUGACUGGCUCUAAGAUGAGCUCCUCUGAGGAGGACUCUAAGAUUGACCUCCUGGACGCUGCUUCAGCUGUUAAGAAGAAGCUUAAGAAGGCGUUCUGUGAGCCUGGGAAUGUGACGGACAACGGGGUGCUGUCCUUCGUCAAGUUUGUCCUGUUGCCUCUCUCAGAAAAUGGAGAGUUCACAGUGGAAAGAAAGCCAGAGAAUGGUGGCAGUGUCACCUUUAAGGACUAUGAGUCACUAGAGAAGGCUUUUGCUGAGCAGAGUAUCCAUCCUGGUGACCUGAAGCCUGCCGUAGAGCGUGAGUUGAACAGACUGAUGGAGCCUGUCCGACAGGUGUUCCAGACACCUGACAUGAAGGCCCUCAUCAGCAGGGCAUACCCACCACCACCCAAGAAGAAGGGAGGACAAGUGGCUAAUGCAGCAAGUGAGGAAAUUUCCCCAGUCAGGUUGGACCUGAGAGUUGGGAGAAUUAUCAGUGUGGAAAAGCACCCAGAUGCAGACACCCUGUAUGUAGAGAAGGUGGACCUUGGUGAGGAGCAGCCCAGGACUGUGGUCAGCGGCCUGGCCGGUCUGGUUCCCAUGGAAACGCUGCAGGACUACCUUGGGGUGUUCCUCUGUAACCUGAAGCCUCAGAAGAUGAGAGGCAUCCAGUCACAGGCCAUGCUCAUGUGUGCUUCUAUAGAUGACCCCAGGUGUGUUGAACCCCUGGUGCCACCAGAGGGCUCUGCUGUUGGUGACCGGGUAUUCGUAGAGAACUACAACACUGGAAGUCCAGACGAGAGGCUCAACCCAAAAAAGAAAAUCUGGGAAAAAUUACAGCCGGACAUGAAGACAUCUGAGGAGUGUGUUGCCCAGUGGAGUGGUAAUCCCAUCAUGACCAAGCUAGGACUAGUUAAAUCUAAAAGUAUGAAAAAUGCACCAAUUAAGUAGAUAGCCAAUGAAAAAAUCCAAAAUUAAAAAAUAUGUGCAUCACAAGCAGACUAUAAGUGAUGAGUGUAACUUAAGCCUUUUUUGUCAGAAUCCCAAUUGCACAAAUGGUAAACUGUCAAUUGUUAAUAGAUAGACAUUACCUUGCCUUUGGGCAACACCUUUGCUUGAAAGUGACUCUGGACUAAGAAGACAUUUCAAAAUCUCGGGUUUCAAAAAUUUCCAAUCUCUUGCUUACAAGAUUUUUUACCAAUUAGUUAUGAUUAACUGUUCCUAGUACAUGUCUUAAACAAUAAGAGUUGCAACAAAUUACAUGUAUCUGCCUUGAUUCCUAUCAAACUGUUAGUAGAUACAUGUACCUGAACAGAAGGCAGAUAGAAGCUUAUCUGCUUAUGUCAAGCUAUGAUGACUGUUUUAAUUCAGAGUUGUUUCAGUAUUUAAAAUGAUUUAAACAUGUACGUUGUAAGUCACGUGAAUGACAUCGAUGUCUACCUUGCCAUGCCUCUGUCAUACAGCUUUAUGUCUUUGUUUUGUCACAGUUCUUGUAUACAUAUAUUUAAUGUAAUAUUAUCGGAUAUUAAAAAAUUGUUCAUACUUGUUUGUGAGAACUACAAAAAGGCCAUUGAAAUUAAAUAUUAUUUUGGCCCUUAUAAGAUAUUCAUAUGUUUCAGACAUAGCUUCAAAGCUUUGUACCAAUGUAUUGUUCAGAAUCUACAUAAGUUUGUGAUUUGCACAUAUUUUUGGAAAUCAUGUGCUUCAAAUUGGAACAAAGGUUUGUUGCUCUAUUGAUAUUGCUUAUCAUUCACUGAAAAUUUAAAGUAAGAAGUAUAUUUUCAUGCUGCACUGACAAAACACAUGUAUGAGUUCUUUCCUUGUAAGAGAAUGACUCGGAAACUGCAAAUAAAGACCACAUAGAUCAGUA
This is a messenger RNA of Branchiostoma floridae (Florida lancelet), 2512 nucleotides long. RefSeq names its product tyrosine--tRNA ligase, cytoplasmic-like. Gene Ontology annotation, biological process: tyrosyl-tRNA aminoacylation. The transcript has 13 exons. NCBI's taxonomy places the organism in Eukaryota, Metazoa, Chordata, Leptocardii, Amphioxiformes, Branchiostomatidae. Bases 10 to 1593 code for a protein of 527 amino acids. Gene Ontology annotation, molecular function: tRNA binding; tyrosine-tRNA ligase activity; ATP binding. The record is from RefSeq and is a predicted model, not a curated record.